AUGGUGGACGAACUGUUGCCCCGCGCCGUGCAGGCGCUGCGGGAGAGCGCGGCGCGCCGCGUGCGCGAUGUACGUGAGGUACAGCUACCUGAACUAGGGCAGUGCUUGACCCUGUCUGAUUUUGCUGCGGCUGAGUCCGGUCUUCACGCUACGCUCGGCAAAAUCGCGGCGCUUGCACAGAGCGUUGCGGAUGAGGCGGAAGAGGGCGACACGCCUGCAGCGCGGCACGCCAUUGCGAUUGCAGCCAAGGCGGAUCGUGAUACACAUGAUGCGCUGCGCGUUGCUGCGCGGCGUGCACUGCUCACUGCACACCGCGCCGUGCUAGCCAAGCAAGAAUCGGCGGCGCGUGAAGCGUUGCGACUCGGAUCUGCUAGUGCGCGCAACCGCGUCGGCGCUGUCAAACCAGGCUCAGCAGACGACCGAGCCGCUGCGGCAUCUGAAGACGUGACGAGUGCGCUGCAGCGCACCGUCGCGCUCAUGUCGACCGAGCUGGAAAAAUCGGGAUACAGCGCCCAGCUUCUGGAAGAAUCGAGCGAGACGAUUGUACAAGUGAAUGCUGCGUACGGGUCUUUCGGUGAGCUGCUACAGAACUCGGUGUUGAUUAUCAGACAGAUGGAACGCGCAGAGCUGUUCGAUUUGUUGACGCUCGCCGCGGCGCUCAUGUUUUUUGUCGGCUGCGUUUCGUACAUUUUGUACGUGCGGAUUGUGGGGCGUGGUAUAUGGGUGCUUGGCACUGCGUGGAAGGUCACAGGUCUUGGAUCGCUUGUGCGCAUGCCGUUUGCGAAAGAGGGGCUUGCCACGGCGACCUUGUCCGCAUCGUCGUACAUGCACGCAACGACGAAACGAGUCGCGCCGCGCGCAGACGAGGAGGAUUAUGUCGCUGCAGCGACAAGAUCGUACACAGAGAUGACCACUCCCGCUGCUUCGUUAUGGGAGGAGGCGAGUCCAGUGCGGAGGAAACGCCGCGUGAUGAGUAGGGCAUCGAACGCGCAUUCAAGGCAGGCAAGUGUGCACACCAAGCGCCAAACGCACAGCACAACCAAGCAUGCUGCGGCGCCUACUGGCCGAGCUAACAGCGACACAGGUGCAGGCACGGAAGCGACGACCAGCACAAAGAUGGUGGGUGAGACGCAGAGCGACCUGCAUGCCUUGCCGAUUUUGUCGACCAAAGCUCGGUCAGGUGCUGUGUCUGCAUCAGCGGACGCUCCGGAUUUGCCAGGACUGGCUACCGUUGACAUGGUAGAUGAGGUGGAAAGCGUGCACGAUGCGAGCUCGCGUUUGCCAGCGCCCGAUUUUCUUAUCCCCCCGACGCCGUCUUUUGCAUCCUUUACCAGCGAGGUUGCUUCUGUUAGCGUUGUCCCCGUAUCAGAGACGGAAACUCGAUCCAUAUCGGCACCGCACGCAUCCGUGCACACGAGCAUGGGCACAAGUAUGCCCGCAGUCCAUUCUAUGCACACAGAGUCUCUUGCCGAAACGGCCUUCUCCGUGCCCACAAAUGUGGCUGAAAAUCUCUCUGCGUCGCAGGAUCCAUCCUCGCUCGCUCCCUCGACAAGGAUCUCGUCGGUAGAUACCACAUCGCCACUGGGCCCUACCCCGACGCUGCCAUCGAUGCAUACGACACAAGAGCUGUCAACAUCCACCGGCGAAUCCACCUCGGAUACCACUUCCAUCUCGUUUUCUACAGCCUCGCCAGAUUUGACGGCGCUCACCACAUCGCCAAGGCUGGACAAUGUGCCUUCACCGAACGCAGCUUCAGCGCCUCCUUCCACGUCCUCCACGUCAAGUACGUCGACCGUCUUUCCCCAAGACGAUGCCAUGUUUUCCCCAAGCAGCGCUUCCGCCGAGGUAGUCGAAGAGAUGGACGAUGCGCCAAUGUACCACGACGAGCUAUAA
Malassezia vespertilionis is the source of this 1893-nucleotide messenger RNA. RefSeq names its product Protein transport protein sec20 (gene SEC20). NCBI's taxonomy places the organism in Eukaryota, Fungi, Basidiomycota, Malasseziomycetes, Malasseziales, Malasseziaceae. Bases 1 to 1893 code for a protein of 630 amino acids. Gene Ontology annotation, molecular function: SNAP receptor activity. The transcript has a single exon. The record is from RefSeq and is a predicted model, not a curated record. Gene Ontology annotation, biological process: retrograde vesicle-mediated transport, Golgi to endoplasmic reticulum. Gene Ontology annotation, cellular component: endoplasmic reticulum; SNARE complex.